AUGUCCUCAUCACACCCACUGCAUAACGCUCCACUCCCAGACGAGCCGGGUCAACCGAUUGAUCCGGGUUUUGAACGAACGAUACAACAGCGAUUAAAAGAGUUGCUUGGAUGUAGAUUUGAUGGAUUUCCCGGGGCGCAGCCGGUUAGUUUUGCAGCAUCACACUUUCAUCUGCUGGAAACGGAAGAUUAUUUUGUAUGUGAAAAAAGUGAUGGCGUUCGAUACUUGAUGUUUGCAACCAUUACGCCAAAAGGACCGGCAACUUUUCUUGUAGGCUAUCUUUUUGUUAUUUAUAGUGGCGUUCCGUUGGCUGACUUGAGAUUACCGCUUCGCGAAUCUCCAAAUAAAUUUCAUAAAGAGACUAUGAUGGACGGGGAGUUGGUUGUGGACCUUGACCGUGACAAAAGAUGUGUACGCUUUCUAGUUUUUGACUUGAUGGUGAUUAAUGGCACGGUUGUCACACAACGGUCAUUAAGUACGCGACUUGGGAUGUUCAGACAAGAUGUGAUUGAUCCGCUGCAGACAGCACUAAAGAACGACCCGGUGCUGGCAAAAAAACAGCCGUUCACAGUUGAAUUAAAAGAAAUGGAGCGGUCAUACGGACUACCGAAAAUAUUCCAACAACUACCACUGCUUAAACACGCAAACGACGGGCUAAUUUUUACGCCUGUCAAACUUCCGUAUUCAUCGGGCACUUGUCCAAAAUUACUCAAAUGGAAGCCAGCAAACAGCAACACGGUCGACUUUAAGAUCAACGUGGUAUGGAACACGGAACGAAAACCACGAUACGAGCUAUUUAUUGCGAGUAAUGGUGUGCAUAAGUAUUAUGAUCAGUUGACGCCUGAGGAUGAGCUGGCUGCAGAAUGGCGUAAAAACCCUCCAAAUGGUCGUAUUGGCGAAUUUUGGUGGGACCCGAACUGGAAAACUUUUGUGAUUAACGAAGAUGGAUAUGCACCUAAUGUUCGUGCGGGUGGUUGGAGGUUUCUAAGAUUUCGCGACGACAAAGAUUUGGCUAAUGACGAAAAAGUCUUGAAAAAAAUAAUGAACAGCAUACGAGAUGCUGUAUCUCAAGAGAUGUCUCCAGCAUCGCAUCCUUCAGCGGCAAACUCUCAAGAGUCCGUACAGGCAUCAACAGCAUAUCGCACUGAUAACGUCACAGAAACGGAUAAUGAAGAGCAAAAUUUUCAUCCUUCUACAUCAUCAUCACAUCAUUCUAGUCGUUCGGAUUCCAGCUCCAAUUCUAGUUCGAGUCGACCUACUCCGCAGAAAAGGCAAUCAAAAGCAAUGCUAGAAUUUAUAUUAAAUGAUCAAGAAUCGGAAACAAAGCGAGCUCGAUAUGAGUAA
Messenger RNA from Ambispora leptoticha, 1344 nucleotides. Lineage: Eukaryota; Fungi; Glomeromycota; Glomeromycetes; Archaeosporales; Ambisporaceae. The record is from the annotation of a GenBank genome assembly.